Molecule: messenger RNA, 1509 nt
Organism: Lichtheimia ornata
Lineage: Eukaryota; Fungi; Mucoromycota; Mucoromycetes; Mucorales; Lichtheimiaceae
Exons: 5
Coding region: 1-1509 (502 amino acids)
Molecular function (GO): monooxygenase activity; iron ion binding; heme binding
Source: RefSeq, a predicted model, not a curated record
AUGUUGGUGGCUGUUGCUCUUGGUGCCCUUGUCAUCGUCAUUGUUUGGAAAUGCACAUCAACAAAUGAAUCUUAUCCACCUUAUGCACCAGGACGGCUUCCAAUCAUUGGUCAUUUGCAUCAUCUCGCAGGGAACAUCACCGCCCAAGAAUUGUUUCGACGUUGGAGCUUACAAAAAGGCCCCAUAUUCACUGUCCAAUUGGGUGUCAAACGCUGGGUGAUUUUGAACUCCAUGGAUGCAGUGAACAAGCUCAUUGUUGAACGCAGCACUGUUUAUUCUUCUCGCAAUCUUCCAGAUACACUGGUCAAUGACUUGUUUUAUGGAGUGAGCCAUGGCGGCGGCUUUGCUUUUUAUCCAUAUGGCAAGGAAUGGCGUUACCUAAGACGAAUAGCACAUAAUGUAUUGGUGCUUCGCAAGAUUGACCUCUAUCAACCGAUCAUUGAUGAGCGUCGCAAUACUUUGAUCAAAAACAUUUGGGAUGCAUCCAGCAAGUACGAUCAUCAGAAGGCUUUCCAGCUGACUAUGUUCAUUGAACAUUAUACCAUGACAACUAUCCUUGCUAUCGCUUUUGGCAAAAUGUGUUCCUUUACACCGGGUGACCCCAAAUUACAUGAAGCAUUUGCUCUUACUGAACGCAGUGCUGCCCUUCUUGGUCCAUCCGAGCAAAUACGCGAGUUCUUCCCUGUUCUCAACAUGAUCCUUCCAAGCGCUCGUGCCGAAUUUAUCGAUGUGCGGAAAAAGAUGUCAGCGUUUUAUGGUGGUUUGUUGGAGGAAUUCAAGGCACAACCCGAUCGCGAUGAUUGUUUUGUAAAGGAGGUGUUAGCUAAAGGCGAGCUCACAGAUCUACAAAUUGCUACUUUUGUCACCUUAUUUGUUGGUGCAGGAUCGGAGACUACAGCUUCAACGCUUGAAUGGAUGAUAGCCUUACUUGCAAACCACUCUGAGAUCCAGGACAAGGCCUAUAAUGAAAUCAAAGAAGCAUGUGGGCUUGAUCACCUACCAACCCAUGAAGAUGAAUCAUCGCUCCCUUAUCUUCAAUGUAUCAUACUUGAGACCCUAAGAUUACGACCACCAGCACCAUUAUCGGUACCUCAUGCAACCAGCGAGGAUGAUGUAUAUCAAAAUUGGUUCAUUCCAGCCAAUACCACUGUGAUUAUGAAUUUGCAUGCUAUCCAUCAAGAUCCUUCCCAAUACCCUGAACCAGAAAGGUUUAUUCCUGAAAGACACAUGUCGUUUGUGGAAACGGGUACUAAAAAGUUCAGUCAAACAACCAAAGAUCGACCACAUCUUGCAUUCUCCACAGGACGUCGUGUAUGUGUUGGCAUUCAUCUCGCUGAACGAAGUUUAUUCAUGGCAGCAUCAGCUCUUCUUAGCUGUUUCAAAUUUGAGAGAGAGCGCGAUGAGCCUAUUAAUGUUAGUGAACCAAGGGACAUUCGAUCACCCACUUUUGCACCUCCUGCAUAUAAGGUGCGCAUUGUUCGUCGACAUAACAAUAUAUCUGUAAUUUAG